CGAGUCCAACACGUGGGGCUCGGUGAGGCUGCAUGAGAUAAAACCCCAUGUCAGGUUAGCCUCCUUUCUCUCUCUAAAACCCAGUAAUAUCGUAAUUUCUCCCCUUUUCAAAUGUGAUCCUCUGCGGCCAUAAACCCUUGCGGGGCGUGGGUUCGGACACGUCACCACCUCCCAUUUGCAUCGACGUCGACAACUGAUUUUUGCCUCACUACGUUUCGCCCAUUUCAUAGUUCCCACGUCUCUCUCCCUCUCUCUCUCUAUAUCUCUUCCCCCUCUUCCCAGUUGAAUGAGUUGAUGUUCCAUGCUCCCUUUCUCUCUGCACAAUUCGUUCACCUGAUUGGGGCAUUGGAAAAAGUUAGUGCUCUCUUUCGUUUUCCGUCUUCUCAAUCGGUUAUGUCGGAGUCCGGGGGUGAAGAAUCGGGCAAGCAAGGUAAGCGGAAGGCCAAGGCCGAUGAUUCGGGCGGGGAGGAGCUUCAGUUGGCGGCGGAGGACCCCUUGCUGGUGUUCGGUUCGGAAAUCAUGACGAUAAUUCUGAGCAAGCUCGACGUGCGCAGUUUGGCGGAAGCUCGUCUGGUUUCUCGUGGGUGGCAGGCCGUUGCUUCCUCCGACAGAAUUUGGGCUCCAAAGUGUCAAGAGUUAUGGUUGGAUAAGGCACAUAUACCGCGCGUAUCAAUGGCUGAAGGACUUCCAAAGAUAGUGGCUACCUUGCUCUCAAUCAGAGACGGUAAACGAACUCGAAUCACUAGGGAUGACCUUUGUGACCAUGUUUGGGAAUUCCGCUUUACAGAGUUGGCGCCGGAGUACUGGCGGGACCUGGACCCCUCCUGGCGAAGCGGGGGCGGCGCCCCAAUGCGGCGGUACUUCCACCCAGACGGCAGCAUCACGGCGGACCCCGAGGACAAGGUGUGGGGCGGCCACGAGUCGUCCUACACGAUCGUGACCGGCGUCCUCGCGGACGGCAAGGUCCGCGAGCACUACGUGAGGAUCAACCGGUGGCCGAAGAUGAUGGUGGAGCGCAACCCCGACUGGAGCUGGGAGCUCCGCAACCACCUCUACUGUUACAGGAGCAUCCCCGACGCCGAUGGCAGACGCGGCAGCGCCUCCUCCGGCUCCAUCUCCAUCUCCAUCUCCGGCGGCUUUUCUUCAAACUGAAGAACUCUAGCUACUUGUGUGUGUGUGUAAAUAUGCAUGUAGCUAAAUCAAGAGGGAAUAUUUGUGUGUGCGUGUGGAUUGUUGAAUGUGGAUUUCUGGGAUCUGCUAUUUUAGGUAGAGUUGCUAUUUUGAGAGUGGUGGAAUUGGAAAUGGUUAUAUAUGUCGAUGAUUGAGGAAGAAAGGGGUUUUACUGAUUUAGAAAGUCAGUCGAGUGAAGUCGCAGCCUUUUCACCAUCUUUUAAUUGUUACUACUAUUUUUUUUAUUACUUUUUUCUUUCGGUGGUGGCAGCAACAGCAAGGCUGCCACUCAUAGAAGCUAUAUUCGGUGUAAUAUGAUAUAUACUUAUAUAACGAUUAAUUUUAUUUUCUAGGGUUA
Messenger RNA from Salvia miltiorrhiza (redroot sage), 1528 nucleotides. RefSeq lists its product as uncharacterized. Bases 295 to 1152 code for a protein of 285 amino acids. The record is from RefSeq and is a predicted model, not a curated record. Lineage: Eukaryota; Viridiplantae; Streptophyta; Magnoliopsida; Lamiales; Lamiaceae. The transcript has 4 exons. Gene Ontology annotation, molecular function: protein binding.